This is a messenger RNA of Engraulis encrasicolus (European anchovy), 6125 nucleotides long. RefSeq names its product ABR activator of RhoGEF and GTPase (gene abr). The record is from RefSeq and is a predicted model, not a curated record. NCBI's taxonomy places the organism in Eukaryota, Metazoa, Chordata, Actinopteri, Clupeiformes, Engraulidae. Gene Ontology annotation, biological process: intracellular signal transduction; protein phosphorylation; positive regulation of GTPase activity. Gene Ontology annotation, molecular function: guanyl-nucleotide exchange factor activity; GTPase activator activity; protein serine/threonine kinase activity. Gene Ontology annotation, cellular component: membrane. Bases 562 to 3885 code for a protein of 1107 amino acids. The transcript is spliced from 23 exons.
GGCUACUGCUAGGCGUGGGUGGACUAUUAUAGCCCCAAAGUCUCAAAACAAGUGCCAAACAUGAGGGCAUGCCAUCAGACACUGAAGCUGACAAUUCACAUGGAAUGUAUAGGCUACAAGUAAAGAAGAAGACAUGCAUAUUCCACGUUUGUUUUGUUUAAAAGCCCGCCUCCCAACUGUUAACUACGUGCGUAAAACCGGUCUAACGUUGGAUUCACCCACAGCGUGUAAACAACUACUGUACAACUGUGCUUUCUUCAAUAAAGUAAAGGCAUGUAAUUGGUCUUGCACCCUCUGACGUCAGCCUUUGCAGUGUGGCGGAAGCUGUGAGAUCUUUCAGAGAAACUACGCCGUUGCGGUGUGGUUGUUGAGCAGGCGCUUCAGCGAAGUAGUUUGUCCCAAUGGAAGUGUCAGUGCUUAAAGGUAAUAAAAAACUGCAAUUUAGAACUGGAUUUUCACACAUCAAGUGAAACAAUCUUCGUCUACAUCUUUGUGUUGCUCCUCCCGUGUUAUUGAAGACACAUUGUUGCUGGUCAUUUCGGAACUGUUUCACUUGCCACAAUGUGGGAACAAGAAGAGUUCGAAAAACACUGGAAGAAGGAAUUUCCCGACGGGGAAGUGCCUAGGAUGAACCUGGAGUCAGUGGAGGACAUCGAGUCAGAACUUCAAAACUGUAAAGCGAAUCUGAGAAAACUGCAGCAGCAACUUGCCCAGGAGAAAUUCAAGGUGAUUUUCCUGGAGACGACUCUGGCCAGGACUAAAAAAAGUUGGGACAAAGAAAGGUGGGACCGCGCGGACGUCAAGUUGGCUCCCGAUACCAAGACGUCAGAGUCUUUCGAGAAGAGACAACAAAAUCUGGAUCAGGAUGUCGAAGUUAAAGACAAGGAGCGCCCAGUCCCGCCUGCGAAAGAUCCAAUGAUAAAUAAACGUGGCGAAGAUCCCGUGCGUAUUUCUUUCACUCGAGAUACGCCUGCGAAGCCAGGUAAACCCAUCCCACCUCCACGUAAAAACUUAAGUGCCAAGAAACCCUUUGUACCUGCACCUAGUCCACACCAGGUGGUCGACGGUAGCUGUGUCAGCCGUACCGAGGAGAAGCACCCCGAAGGAGGAGGGGGUAACAGUGAUCAUGAGUUUGAAGAUGCAGGGUUGAACCAUAACUUUGUCUCGAGGAACCUCGUCAACCCCAGCGCGCGAGACUCCCAGAAACCGAAUCUUCACAGAGAUGCCCUUCGCCCGUUCCGUCUGAGCAGGGAGUUGGACUCCAGUGAUGAGGGCAGGCUGUCACCUCUGGGCAUCCAGGUGACAGGAGGCUCCGGGCGCAGCACACCAGACAGGCGCAGCGACGGCUAUCUGAGUUCGGAUUCAGGUGAUUUCAACUACAAUAACGACGGCUAUGAUGGCGAGGGGGCGGAGGACAGGAAGUCUCAGGACGGCUCAGAGACCAUGCCCUUCAUCGACGAGUCGCCCACCAUGUCACCGCAGCUGUGUGCCCGUGGGCCGGACGGAGAGGCCGUGUCGCCCACCCCGCCAGAGGGGCUCCUCGCUGGGGGCGACAUAGAGAAGGGUCUGGAGAUGAAGAAGCUGGUCCUAUCUGGCUUCCUGGCCAGCGAGGAGAUCUACAUCAACCAGCUGGAAGCCCUGCUGCUGCCCAUUAAGGCCCUGAAGGCGGGGGCUACCACAUCCAAGCCGGUGCUGACGGUGGAGCAGAUCGAGACCAUCUUCUACAAGAUCCAGGACAUCCACGGGAUCCACAAGGAGUUCUAUGACUCCCUGCUGCCCCACAUCCAGCAGUGGGACGACAAGGUCACCGUCGGCGACCUCUUCCAGAAGCUGGCCAGUCAGCUGGGUAUCUACAAGGCCUUUGUGGACAACUACAAGGUUGCCGUGGAGACUGCUGAGAAGUGUGCGCAGGCCAACACCCAGUUCCAGAAGAUCUCUGAGAACCUGAAGGUGAAAGGACCGAAGGAAUCCAAGGACCUCACAAGUACCGUCACAAUGGAAGCUCUACUGUACAAGCCCAUCGACCGAGUGACACGGAGCACGCUAGUCUUACAUGACCUGUUGAAACACACCCCGAAGGACCACCCUGACUUCCCGCUGCUGCAGGAUGCUCUGAGGAUAUCCCAGAACUUCCUGUCCAGCAUCAACGAGGAGAUUGACCCGCGCCGCACCGCCGUCACCACGCCCAAGGGAGAGUCUCGUCAGCUGAUAAAGGACGGCUUCCUGGUGGAGGUGUCGGAGGGCUCGCGGAAGCUGCGUCACAUCUUCCUCUUCACGGACCUGCUGCUGUGUGCCAAGAUGAAGAAGACGGCUGUCGGUAAGCACCAGCAGUAUGAGUGUAAGUGGUACAUCCCCCUGGCGGACCUUACUCUGCAGACACUGGACGAUUCGGCCGACUCCACCCACCAUGUCCAGACACUCCCCGAACACGAACUGGACGAGAUGAAGAACAAGAUCUGUGUCUUCAAGAGCGAGAUUCAGAAGGAGAAGGGGAAGGGACAGAGUCGGGUGGUGGACCGGCUGAGGAAGAAGAUGAAUGAACAGGAGUCUUGUCUGCUGCUGCACUCCCCCAGCAUCCCCUUCCGCAUACACAACAAGAACGGCAAGAGCUACUUGUUCCUGCUGUCCUCAGACUACGAGAGGUCGGAGUGGAGGGAGAACAUUGAGAAGUUGCAAAAGAAAGAUCUGCCGUCCUGUGUGCUGAGCACGGUGGAACUGCAGGUCCUCACGGGCACCAGUUUCAAACUCAGAACGGUCCACAACAUCCCACUCACCAGCAAUAAGGACGAUGAAGAAUCCCCCGGGAUGUAUGGUUUCCUGCAUGUGAUCGUCCACUCGGCCACAGGCUUCAAGGAGUCUGCCAAUCUCUAUUGCACUCUGGAAGUGGACUCCUUCGGGUAUUACGUGGGCAAGGCCAAGACCCGUGUGUUCCGAGACACCACAGAGCCGCACUGGAACGAGGAGUUUGAGAUUGAGCUGGAGGGCUCCCAGUGCUUACGGAUCCUCUGCUACGAGAAGUGCUACGACAAAUCCAAGCUUAACAAGGACGACAACGAGAUCGUGGACAAGAUCGUGGGCAAGGGCCAAGUCCAGCUGGAUCCACAGACUGUGCAGUCCAAGAAUUGGCACAUGGACGUGAUCGAGAUGAAUGGGAUCAAAGUGGAGUUCUCUAUGAAGUUUUCCAGUCGGGACUUGAGCUUGAAGAGGACCCCCUCCAAGAAGCAGAGCGGAGUCUUUGGCGUCAAAAUCAGCGUAGUAACAAAACGUGAGCGCUCCAAGGUGCCUUACAUCGUGCGGCAGUGCAUCGAGGAGGUGGAGAAGAGGGGCAUCGAGGAGGUUGGCAUCUACCGGAUCUCAGGGGUGGCCACGGACAUCCAGGCCCUCAAGGCAGCGUUUGACACGAAUACCAAAGACAUCCUGGUGAUGCUGAGUGACAUGGACAUUAACGCUAUCGCGGGCACCCUGAAGCUGUACUUCCGGGAGCUCCCAGAGCCUCUGCUCACCGACCGCCUCUAUCCUGCCUUCAUGGAGGGCAUAGCGUUGUCUGAUCCUGCUGCCAAGGAGAACUGCAUGAUGCACCUCCUACGCUCGCUGCCAGACCCCAACCUAAUCACCUUCCUUACCCUGCUGGAGCACCUUAAAAGAGUGGCAGAGAAGGAGCCAAUCAACAAGAUGUCUCUGCACAACCUGGCCACAGUCUUUGGCCCCACCCUCCUGCGGCCAUCUGAGAACGAGACCAGCAAGGCACACGUCACCCUCGCCUCUGACAUCUGGUCACAUGACGUCAUGGCACAGGUCCAAGUGCUGCUGUACUACCUUCAGCAUCAGCCCAUCUCCUUCAGCGAGCUCAAGAGGAACACCCUCUACUUCUCCACUGACGUCUGAAGUGGCCCGCAAGAGACAGAGACUCUACCAGGCAGAGGGCCCCUCAACCACCCCCUCCUCCAUCUCUCCCUCUUUCUCCCUCCCUCUCUCUCUCUCUCGAUCCCUCCAUCCCUAAUCACCCACCCAGACACCAAACUCCACUGUCCGCCUCUCUCUCCAUCAUGGGCCUUAGAAGCAGAAGAGGCUGAACGGCACCAAACAAGAGGGAGGACAAAAGAGGAGGAAGAAGGGGGAGGCCCCUGCGCUCUUACGCAUCCAUUCCAUUUUUUUUACACUUCUUUUUGAUUGUUAGGGGCCCGUGCGGGGCUAGGGGGCCCAAUCUGUCUCAUCAUUGAGGCUGAAACUGGGGAAGAAAAACUGGAGAGGAGCCUCCAACAGCGCCCCCCUCCAUCAUCUUCCCAGGCUUGUUCUCAGAGUACUGUGAUGUUUGAGUGCAGCACACGUACUGUACUAGAACUGUACUGUACUGUACACUUACCCACCCGUCACCCUUCACCAUUAUCUUCACGUUUAACGUUUUCUCCACGCCACCUGAAAAAAAAGGCUGCUGGUGAAAUCAUGAUUCAGACCAGCCAAGCUCUUGGCUGGGAGAGGAAAUAACACCUGCCAAACACACUCACCUCUCUCUCACACACACAUCCACCCAUCACUUUGCCCUUUUCUUAAUCCACAAUCUGCACACAAAACACAUACAGUACUUUGUCCUCUUCACUCACGUCUCGAUAUGUGUGCGCACUGGUGCGCAUCUGUGUGUGUAUUUUUCUGUGUGUGCAUGCUUGCGUGUGUGCGCACACCUGUGCCACUGUACCAAUAGGCCUCUGGUACUGUAUACGUGUAUAUGUACUAUAUACGCGCAUGCAAUGUGUGUGUGAGUGUCUGAGACACAUAAGAAGCCAUCAGUGCAACAAGCUGUGGGUUCUCCACAGCUGCUCCAUGUGUGCCACGCCUAACACCAGCGUGUGAGAGGUCAGCUCUCACCCUAAUGUGGGACUCUCUUCCUGCUGCACUCUCCUCUCCUCUCCUCUCCUCUCCUCUCCUCUCCUCUCCUCUCAUUUCCUCUCCGUCCACAGGCCCAAAGUGAGCCUGUUUCUCUUAUACACUCCAUCUUUCCAGGCAUUCCACACUCACUCACUCACACAUAUACACAUGGACAGACCUACACAUGAACACGGACACACACAAACACACAUGCAUACACACGUGAGCAGACAGACAUUACAUACAAUACUUUAUAAAUAUUAUGUUUAGUAGAUUAUCAGUUUGCUUUACUUCUCUUUGGCUUUUCGCAUGUGAUUUAGAGGGCAGAGGGUGCGUGACUCCUAAAGUGUGUGUGGUGAUCAUGCGUGUGUGCGUGGGUGUGAUGCAAGAACACAACAAUUUUAUGUGUCAUGACUGUCAUCUUUUUGUUUCGUUUUUUUGUUUUUGUUUUUUUGUUUCGAGGCCUAAGUCAAAACUUGAGCUUCUUGAAGGCAGUGACAGUUUAGCGUCCCCCUAGUCUCUCUUACUUCCCAUGCCUGUUCAAAAGGGGAGGUACAAGUCCAGGCCAGACUUGUCCUAUUUAUUAUUAUGAAUAUACUAUGUGUGCCUGUACAGUCCCGUACAAACUAGAGACCUUCUCCAGGAUGUCCAUCGUUUUGACGUUUUUUGAGCUAGUAAUGAUUGAUUCAUUUCUUCUUCUUCUUUUUUUUAUUCCAUUUGACGAUUUAUUGGUGAAUCAUUAUUUUUUAUUGAAGAAUUCAUGGUAUGCAAUAUUGUGAAAAGACAAAAGAGUUAAAAAGUCAUUGUUGAUGUAAAAACUUUUUUUUUGUUCCUUCAUUGAAACGGUUGCAAGCCUGGUCCAGGCGGUCCGGCUGGACUCAAGUGUACGCUGUGAGAUGGUCUGUGUAAUUGCCCUCGUUGCAUGUUCAGCUUGUCAGUCAGAUUUUUGGCAGGUAACAUACAGGUUCUUUUCCACAGCCGUUUGUUUCUCCUUUUUUAAUAAGAAAAAAACCCCAUCUGCGACCUUGUUAUCGAAGGCAAUGCAAAGCCAAUCUUUCAGCUUCAAGCCUGUGACAUAUCUUACAAUUAAGCACUGUUAGAUGAGUAUGAUUUGAUAUUUUUAAUAUAAGAUUGAAAAUAAAUAAAAAAGCUGUUGUAUUUUUUUCUUCCGUUGGGAAGGAAUUGAGUAUACUGUAUUAACAAUAAUGGUAAGUGUUGAUGUGAACUUUUUUUGUAAAACAAAUAAAAGUCAAAGAAAAACA